Molecule: messenger RNA, 1254 nt
Organism: Sycon ciliatum
Lineage: Eukaryota; Metazoa; Porifera; Calcarea; Leucosolenida; Sycettidae
Exons: 2
Coding region: 63-1127 (354 amino acids)
Source: RefSeq, a predicted model, not a curated record
GUCAAAUCUGAAAAGCUGAAGAGAGUAGUUUUCUCCACCGCUGAAAGCGUUAUACCUUCAGCAUGCCCGAUAUAAAUCGCUACCAGAUCAGUCCAAAUUUGAAACUGUCGUACAUCACAGUUGCCAAGCACCUAUGCAUCGCCACCAGAGUAUCCAGCAUACAUAAAAGCGUAUAUGGUUCUGGCCUCGACUGUGUUGUGUUUAGAGAUGAUCCUCAUGAUCGAUACAAGGUGUUCAAGCAAAAAUACUCAAUGUUCGUGCAAUUGUGCAGCCUGGCGUUGAUGCCGAGUACAGGACAGGCCCAAACCAUUAUGCGGUACAGUCUUCCGCUAUCGAAGCCUUUGAUCAGUAUGCUUUCUCUGUCAUCCAAAGUCACAUCUUUCUACCUACCCAACCUUUCAAUUUCAAUGAUUGAGAAACAUUGUAGAGUAUGGGGACAACCGGCGAAGUGCAGGUUAGAAGACGCGACGAAUUUGCUGUUGGAGAUGUGUGGUUCCUACGAAGAGUACCAAACAUGUAUCCUGAAAAAUCUGGAACAGGAUAAUCCGGAGACUGCAUCAUUCUUGAAAUAUUCGAAUCGCUCUUGCAGGCAAGUUGAGCUUGCAAAAUGCUUUGAAAUCGUUUCAAGAAGAGAUCCAGAAUUGCUCUUAUCCCUAAGAUGUGAGAAUCUGAUACCAACACCUCCUCAGCAUAUUUCUACUCGGUGGAGCUACAACUCAUACGACUAUAUAAAAAUCAAAGAAGGUGACAGUGACCUCAGCGUUGAUGUUUUAGCCACUCAUAAUUGGAUCAACUUCACGGAGCAGCUAGCAGAGCAUCACUCAGUACUCAAGCUCUUGAUCAAAGGAAGCCUACGUUUAUCGCAUUCGGAGGAUUACUUCGUGACUGUCAUGGCGUACGACAAGCUCUGGCACAGCCUGCCCCAGUGUUUUCGCCCAAGUCGAGAUGUUCUCUAUCGUGACCUGGGAAGCUACCUACUUUCCACUGUACCAAGGGUGCAGUGUGAAAAGGAACUGACCAAAGAGGAACUGCUGAACGCCAUGGAACGGUAUGGCGAGAUGAUUGUUGACAGUGCAACCCGCGAAGUGCGUUGCUGCGCGUGUAUAUCUUGCUGUAUCCUGAUAUAGUUGUGGUUGUUGUAAGUUUGCCAUCGUGGGCAAUUUGGUCCAUGACGCAAUGCCACCACAUGUACUUGUUAAGUCUGCACUGGGCUCUUUCGCUUUUUUGCCAAUUGGAUUUUGCUUGAUUUUUCCU